Molecule: messenger RNA, 2024 nt
Organism: Orussus abietinus
Lineage: Eukaryota; Metazoa; Arthropoda; Insecta; Hymenoptera; Orussidae
Product: rhophilin-2
Biological process (GO): negative regulation of stress fiber assembly; signal transduction
Molecular function (GO): protein binding
Source: RefSeq, a predicted model, not a curated record
GACUUUAUCUUGGAGCAUUACAGCGAGGAUGGAACUAACUACGAAGAGGCUAUUGCAGACCUCAUGGAUACCAGGCAGGCAACCAGAACGCCGACAAGAGACGCGGCUGGAAUCGCCCUGCUUCUGAGAUACUACAACCAACUAUACUUCAUCGAAAGACGCUUUUUUCCGCCUGAUAGAAGCCUCGGGAUCUACUUUGAGUGGUUCGACUCACUAACCGGAGUUCCGAGUUGCCAACGCACAGUCGCAUUCGAAAAAGCCUCGAUCCUGUUCAACGCGGGAGCUCUUUAUACGCAAUUAGGUGCUAGGCAAGAUAGAAGAAAUGCUCGCGGUUUGGACCAAGCCGUGGAUGCGUUUUUGAGAGCUGCUGGGACCUUCAGAUACAUUCAUGAGAAUUUCACGAAUGCACCGAGUAUGGACCUGGGCCCUGAAAUGUUGGACAUGUUGGUCCAGCUAAUGCUGGCUCAAGCGAGGGAAUGUCUAUUCGAGAAACUCGAAUUACAGUCGAGAGGUGGUAGAAAUAUCGACGUGUCUUUAGACCUUGCUCAAGAAGCUGCACAGGUGGCAGCGGUCUAUAACGAUGUUCAUGGAUUAAUAUCUCGAGAACCCGUUCGAGAUUACGUUCCUGAAUCUUGGAUAUCGUUGGUGCUGGUUAAACGCGAACAUCACUUAGCUCUAGCUCAUAAACAUUGUGCCGCUGGUAUUUUAGAAAGAUCUAUAUCGGAAUAUCGCACAGAAACAAAGCUCACCCUGGAGCACAUCCAAGAGAGCGAUGGAAAGACGCAAAUGGAUGUGACCGUGCCGAAAGAUGACAUCGAAAGGAAGUCAUUAGGCCGUGCUCAUUUGAGAGAAGCGCUUGUUUUACAUGAGGAAAGUCAACGAUUGCAGAGAAUGUGUCGAGAGCUUAAGGGGAAACAAGCACUGGCCAGAGUUUUAAAAAGAGCACAAGAACAAACCCUCGAAGAUUAUGCCCAGUCCGGAGAAGAGGAUGAUUUUCGGGAACUUUUAGAUCCACCUCACAUAUUAGGUAAGCUGAAAAUACGUCCAAAGAAAUUGGGAGGCAUGAAGGAAGGUGAUUUUAUAGUCAGUAUCGGCAACAAAGAUGCCAAGUGGGCAUCUCAUGAUCAAGUGGUACGCUUAAUAAAGCAGUGCGGCGAUUCGAUCAGUCUGAAGCUCGUCACUCCGAUGGAUAGAAAUUACUUGAAGAAACCAGCCAAGACGAGUCACCACGACAAGGGAAGUGUUUCUGCAAGUAGUUCUUCAGGCGUCUCCUCCGGCCAACCAAGUCCUGCAGGUUCGGUCACAACGGCCCAUGUAGUCAGAAGGCUUCCCUGGAAUCCUUUUAAGAAAUCAAAUGGUCAACGUGACAGUCGAGACUUUACUUUUGACAAUGUUAUUCUAAGAUGAUCCCACGAGCAUACCUGAAGAAAGGUCACGGCGAUUAUUCAGAUUCGAACAAAAUGUUCCGUUCCAAUCGUGUUAAGGAGACACCGCAGAAUUAUUUGAAAACAAAGUUUUCCAUGAAUUUCUAACUUUUCUGUCCCAGGCUAUUGAUUUGCGACGUAUAUACUACUUUUACAAAUAUUGUACAAACGCUAUACGUGUAUUAAUAAGUUCUAGAUAGUAUCACGUACACAUUGAUUUGUAAAGUUAAGUUUGCAGAUUCAAUUCAAACUAGGAUUGCUGACUAUUUUUCUUCAAGUUUCCUGGAAUUUAUUUGAAAAAAAAAAAGAAUUGUUAAUAUGUCAUAUCGCAUGAAUCGUUGCCAAAUCAUUAGGUAUUUUUAAGUAGGAUUCUUCGUGAUUUGUUUAAAGCCAUAUAUUAUUAAUAAAAUGUUUAAAACGCAUAAAUAAUUGAAGGUUAAAUGAAUAAUUGAUCUAGCUCUAAUUAAUUAUUUUUGUUGGCAAUACCGGAAUUCUGUUAUUUUCAUGUCAUCAAUCAGUAAUACUGUACCGAAGGACCUGUAUAUAAGUAUAUCUCAUUAUUCGUGAUUUGCCAUAUAAUAGAGUGAGCAAAAGAAGUGA